Brassica rapa (field mustard) is the source of this 8802-nucleotide messenger RNA. RefSeq lists its product as uncharacterized. The record is from RefSeq and is a predicted model, not a curated record. NCBI's taxonomy places the organism in Eukaryota, Viridiplantae, Streptophyta, Magnoliopsida, Brassicales, Brassicaceae.
CUUUGCUUUAUUUCUGGUUGCAGGUUCGAGUUUCGGGAUUUCCCGGCAAGAUUAGCGGAAACCCGAAAAUCACGGGAUUUAGGCGUCAGACCGCGGACGUCGACCGCGGCUCACGUCCGUCCGUGGAAAUCGAUCCGAGAGGGACAGUUACGCGCCCAGUCCCGCGGCCUAUCUCCGCGGCCUGGUGCUGUCCGCGUCUUGUGGUUGUUCAACGUCCGCGGUCCAGUCCCGCGGUCUGGUUCAGUCCGCGGAAAUCAAUCCGAGAGAGUCAGCUCUCGUGCCCAGUCCCGCGGCCGUCCGACGCGGCUUACUCCCGUCCGCGGCCUCGCCCAGGUAAGUCUCUCUCUCUUUGGCCGGUUUAGUUUAAGUGAACCAAAACCCAAUUGCACCUAAACCAGACCCAAUUUGCCCACCUCUCUCCUCUAAAUCAUAAAAUCUCUCUCUCACCUCAUAACUCUCUCCAUCCCAUGAACAAACACUCAACUCUCAUCUCUCACACAAAAACACAAAUCCAUUGAUUCUUCACCAAAAUUCGAAAUCUAUAGUACAUUUUGAAGGAUCUCUUGUGCUCUUAGUGAAUCCUAAACCAAACUUCACUACCAUUCAUCUCUCAAUCCAAGGAAAUGGCAAAAACAAGAGGUGAUUUACCGAAGAAGUUUACUGCCCCAAAGAAAGGAUUAAUUGAUGGGGGAGAUGCAAGCACUUCGAACAACAAGAAUGAUCAAGCUCAAGAAAAGAAGAAAGUUGAUAAGGGAAAGGAUGUGGUUAUUGAGGCUGAGGAUUCUGAUCAUAAUUCGAGCGGAAGUGAGGGACAGGUUCAAGCCAAAAAGAGGAAGAGAGUGGCUAAGAAGCCAACUAUCAAAGUACCAUCAGCCACCGCAAUCAACAAUAAACUUAGAGCCAUGGAUAUUCAUCCCUCUCUAUUUGUUGAUGAGGAAAUACUUGAGAAGUUGGGGAUUCUCUCCGAUGUGCAACUUCUUCUUAGGAACAUGGGACUUUGGAAAAUGAUGUCUACAUGCCAAAGAGGAUAUCCAGUACCAGCCUGUCAAUUCCUAUCAACCCUUGAAGCAACUUUCCACAUCUCUCAUGAUCCACAUGAGACGGAGGGUCAUGGCUUUAUCACUUUCAAGGUGGAUAGAAAGUCUUACACGAUGGGUUUCAAAGAGAUUGCAAGCGUAAUGGGGCUUCGGGACAGAAAGAGGCAUAAGUUCAAGAAGUUUGAGGGUGAACUCAAUAAGUUUUGGAAGGAGAUUGGAGCUGGUGAGUACGACAUUAGCGCCAUCAAGUCCGCUGACAUCCUCCACCCAGCUCUUCGCUAUGUUCAUAAGCUCUUGGCAACCACCUUAUAUGCAAGAAAAGAAGUGGGGAGGAUUGUGCAAGACGAACUGCACUUUCUAAUUUUCGGGAUUGGCUCGAUUACCACAGAUUAUAGACAAGGGCGCUAUGAGCAUCAACCGGGAACAGUUGGGAUUUUUAUCGAGCGUCUUAUCUACUACAAGAAGUGGGCAUGGACGAGCCAUGACAAGAAACCAAAGUUGUUUAUCUUGGGACUCAUCACACCCUUGCUUGAAGCGAUGAAUAUUCCACUAGUCGGCGACGAAAUUGAAUUCGCUGUGAUGGACGAGGUACAUCUAGACCGGACUGGUUUCUUGGAUGGGAUCCUUGAUGGGAAGUAUAUCUACCGCUACAAAAAAGGGUCAAGGAAAGAAUCUUGCAGCGUGCUUCUCCCAUGCCUUCCUUCCACCUCAUUGCGAUACCGGGAAAACCUCACAUUCCACCCUCCUCCUUCAGCACUUUUUCAUCCAGCCACACAAGAAAUGCCCUUGAAGAUUUCAAGGAAGAAGAAGCAGCCAGGUGAUGAUUCUACUGAGUCCGAAGAUGUUGAGCAGCCUAUUCCGAGCACAGUUUAUGGGAGUUCCCGCUACUACUUUGAGCCUCUAACAACUCCUCUCCCUGACGGUCCACUACGUGAUGCCCACAACCAGAUCAGAGCACUUCAGCGAGGUCAAAAGUAUCAGGAUAGGACCAUCUCAAGGCUAGUAAAAUCAAUAAACUACUUAGCGGGAAAGCUGAAGAAGUUGACCAUGAGGACAAAGAGAUCUCAUGCUUCAACAACAGAAGCAAGUGAGGAGGGAAUCCGGGAUGACAUGCAAACAGAAGCGACUGGGCCGGUACAAGAUCACCGACAUUCUUAUCAUGGAGAUGCCACUGCCACUCAGUCCUAAUAUGAAGCGCCUCGCUCAUCAGUCCGCGAACCACGUGAGCGCAGAAACCGACGCCAAAGGCAUCCAGUCCUUUCACUACCUUCUCCGGACACUGACAACGAGUCGCCCUUUGUCCCUACCUCGGACACGGAUGAGCAGCUCGGUCACACCGAGCCAUGAGGUACCACACCUCUUUCCUCUCAUUGUAUAUACCGUUUUUCAUUUUAUAUUAUUCUUAUUUUCGGUAUCUUUCUUGAUCUUAAUUACACAGAGACUGUGUGAUUUAAGUUUGGGGGAGGUACCAAGUGUCUAAUGUUUGUUUGAUUAAGCCUUGAGUCAUGCAUUGUUAAUAGAUAUUGCAUUAGAAAAAUCCCAAAAAAAAUUGAAAAACUUGAAAAAUCACAAAAACAAGCAUGUAGAUUCAUUUUUGUUUCAUUUGCAUUACUAGGAUCGAGUCUAGAGCAUUUAGGAUUGCAUCAUGCAUAGGGGACAAGGAUUAAACCUACCUUGCAAAGAACUCAUGCUUAGAACUGAAUUUGAUAUCCUUUGUAAUCAUGGCAAGUAGCUAGAGCAUCCUUUGAAAGACUUGUAGACUUCGAGCCUUGAACACUCCUCUUGAAACUCAUUGAUUGUUGAAACUUACUCAUCUUUGAAGCCAACUCCAAUCUUAAUUGAGCUGAAUGAACUUAAUGCUUCUUGCUUAUGGUCUCUUGAGUACUAAGUCAUGGCUUCAUACACACUUGAGUUUGUCUCUCCACUUUUAUCAUUUCUACCUAUCUUUCGACAACUCAAGUGGUAGUCCACUCCUUAAACCCUUCCUUCCUUUCAAGCCAUCAUUAAUUGUUGAGAGAGGUCUUUUUGGAAAGUUUUACAUGUGCAUAAUGUUGAGAGUAAUCGGAACGACAAUGUUUGGUCUCCAUUAUUGCUAGCUAUAAGACUCACACUGUCUAGCUACUAGGAUGGGAUGGUUUUGAUUUGAGAGUUUGAUCUUGGGAGUGUGAACAAAAGUAUGAAAAGAGUCUAAAAGAAAAUUAGUCACUAGGGACUAGUGAGGAGAAAAUUAAAAAAAAAAAAAAGAGUGAAAAGGAAAAGAAGGAAGCUCAAGAGUGUAUAAAAGUUUUGAAAACUCUAUAUAUAAAAAAAAAAGAGAGAGAGCUUAAGCUAAGAAAAGAGUGGAAAGUCCCUAGUUGACAAAGAAAAGAAACAAAAAGCUCAAGUGGAAGGAGUGUCAUUUAAGUGAUCUUAGAGUUUUGGGUGAGUGAAAAAGGGUUGGUCAUUGGGAAAUAAGAGUAGAACUUGUAUAACAUUUGGGAAAAGGGUAGAACAAUGGAGAUUGAGCAUUGUAUGCAUGAAUUGUUCCUUUUCUUAGAUAUAUUAUGCAUAAUGUCAAGGCUACUAAGUUUUUGAGAGUAAGUCACCUUAAAAAGAAAUCAUUUGAGCCUCUUGAUUCACUAUACAUUCUAGCCAUUUCUUUCCAAACCAAAUGACUUGGACCAGUUGACCAUUUGUGAGAAUUCAAUUAUGAUUUUGCUAAAUGAAUGUGAGAGUUGGUUGAUUUGUUUGUUUGUGAAUUCAUGAUGAUGAGUGUAGAGAUCAAAGGGGUUAGGAUAGGCCUAGAGAAGUUAGAGUUAGAAGAAGUCUUUGCCCUUGCUAUUUGAUAUGAUUGUGCAAGGAUAUCAUGUUGAUGGCUAAGAAGAGUUCUUUUGGUGAUGAGCCCCCACCUUCAAACUUCUUCUCCUUCUUUGCUUUGAAAGUUUACUUGUGGACAAGCAAAAGUCUAGUUUGGGGGAGUUGAUGUCUUGAGAUUUUACAUGAUUUACUUGUCAUUUUUAUACUUAUUUGAAUCACUUAGAAUGCAUUUAGAGUCCAAUUAGGUGCAUAGCAUAUGCAUAUGUGGUAUUGUAGGUUUGGUGAGGCUCAAGUUGGAGAUAUGAAGGUUUAAGCAAGAUAAGUGGGCUUGAUGGAGUUGAGUAGAUGAGUUGGAGUGGAGUUGAGCGACCGCGGGUGUACAUCGCGGACACGAGCGGUCCGCAGAUUCCGAUCCGAGAAGGCCGUUUGGAACGGACAAAACGCGGCCAUGCAGCGCGGCCUGAUGGUGUCCGCGGCAUGAUCCAAGCUGAAGGGCGCUGCUAUACAACGCGGGCUCGUCUUGUCCGCGGAAUUCAGCCAGAGGCCCCAUGUUCGGAGAGCGUGAACCGCGGCCGUAUGACGCGGCCACCAGCCGUCCGCGGUGAAAGACGAGACAACGGACGCGGACGUACACUGCGGGUCGAUGGAGGCCGCGGAUUUGAGUCCGAGACAGCAUGUUCUGAACGCACGGACCGCGGCCAUGCAACGCGGACUGAGGCCAUCCGCGGCCGAUACCGAAGCUGUCUUAUCCAUUUGUUUUUCGGGUCAAACCCGGGUUUGUCGGGUUGACCCGGUUCGAGUUUUAAACCUCUAUAAAUACUUUUAAGACCUAAUUUUAGGGAUUAUCUUGUUUUCUAUCUAAUCACAAAAGAACGUUUAGGUGAAAGAUCCUAUCUUGAUCAUUUUUCUCUUGUGAUUGCUUGAUUAUCUUGAUCACUAAUCAUGAUUAGCACCAAAUCAUCUUUGAUUCUUGGGCUCAUCAUGGAGAGUAGUGAGUAGUCAUCUUUGGAUUCAUGGGUUAGGGAGAUUAAGGGUGAUUAAGCUAGAUCUAAGGUGUUUAGGUAUAGAUCAAUCUUAUUCCUUGCUAGUAGAGUGCUUUUAAUGCAACUCUAGAGUUGGCCUCUCUAAAGUUGAGCUCUAGGCAUUUCAUACCCGGAAGGUGUUUGAUGAAAUGCCUGAACCAACUCUCCUAAGCUUUUAACAUUCUUUACCAAAGGGAUUUGUUGUUAAAGGUGUUAAGAUGGCUAGUAGACUUGAGAUUAAUGAUUACUUAGAUAACAUUCAACCAAAGGAAUUUGAUGCUUGAGUUAUCUAGGUAAAUGAGCAUUCAUCUAGGGAUAGAGUUUGCUUAGGAUUGUGUCUAGGCCUAAGGUAGAUAUAGAUUGGUUCAAAGUUGACACCUUUAGAUUGAAUCUUGAUCACCCAAGAUCAAUUCCCAUAGCCCAUGAGUUCUCCCUUCUUAUAAGAAAGAAAGCUUUGUCCUUUAUUGCAUUUUAGGUAGUAAUCUAGUUUAAAAACAUCUCAAAAACUGGUAGCACUUAGAUUAAGCAUGGUCUUGCAUUCUCUUUGCUUUAGAAUCACUUAGAACUGGUUUGACAUCCUUUAUAUUACAACAUUUGAUUAGGAGCCUUGAAACUCCUAUCAUCACCAUACGUAAAAGAUCUAUUUUUUUAUCAGUCAGUGUCGAACGGCGUGCUUAUUAUCAGAAAGAGACAAGAAAACAGUUUUCUCUCUCAUCUCUGUUCUCUCUCCCGUAUCCUUCACAGAGAGGAGAUUGAGAAAGCUUUGUUGAUUUUUACGGUGGUUUCCUUCGCCGUCGUUCAAGCCUCUCACCGGCUUCGGUCUCAUCCGACCGGUUUUGGUCUCCGGCAUCGCAUCUGUCAUGAUGGAUGGUCGGCUUUUGUCUCCGGCUUUCUCACCUUCCUAUCCGGUGAAGAACGGCUGGCUCCUGUCUCCGCGUCGCACUUUGCUUUGUGUUGACGGUGGCUUCUCCUCGGGUUCAUCCCGAUUUUGUUUCAGUCUACGGUUCUUGUGGUUCCUCGUCGCAAUCGACUCUCUUCUAAUCUCCUGUCGUCUGAUCUUUCUCCCCUCGUCAGAGGUUGUUUCAUCUUCGCGCUUUCCUUUAUCUUUAAAGGUGACCGAACUGCAUGCCGGAAAGUUGAUGGUUGACUGAUCGAUUGAAGACGAUUGGUUUCUUUUCCGAGCCGUAGACCUUCAAAGCGUCUGGGUUUCUGUGAAGGCUGCUCUCCGUUGAUGGAGCUCAUGCGAUUAAACCGCUGGCGUUAUGGCUCUUCAAUUUGCUAAAAUUGUCCGACGGUCUCUUCUUCUCCGGUAUCAUGUUUCCGGUGUGUCCGGUGGAUCUACGUGAAGUUGCUCCGGUGAUGAUUUUUUUGUCGUGAAGAUCGGUGGCGUUUCAAUUCUCGGACACGUGUCUCUCCAUCGCUAACAAUAUAACGCGUGGAUGUGUUCGGGUUGACUCACCUUCUUCAUUUUGAGCAUUUUUUGUCUGGUUUCUUUUUGGGCUUUUUUCUAGAUGUGUUGGGUCUUUUGUUUUCCCUUGGUUGGGCAUCCUUGUAUUUGCUGGUCUCUAGCCUUUGUGCUUUUAUAAUACAAGAUGACAAAAAAAAAAAAGAGAGGCAAGAAAACCGGCUACGGAAAAACGGAAAUAGUUUCCAAUACGUACUUGAGGCUACUACUGUAAUUUCAACAAUGUCAAUCACACGGUUCGCAAAUUAAUUGUAAAAAAAAUGCACACUUUACCAAUUUCAACACUGAAUUUGUAUAUUCACCUAAAUAGGUCUAUAUACAAAUAGGUUUUUUAAUUUGUAAAAAAAAAAAAAAAAUCAGGCUUCCAAAUUAUUGAAAUCUUUCUUAAUCCGUCAUAAUUCCCAAAAUCUCGAGACUGGCCUUGCAUGAAGUAAAUAAUAAUUGAUUUUAAAAAAUUGUUAUAUUUGUUUAUUCCAUGGUAGGUCUGAGAGAACGUGAAUUGUUAGAUUUUUAACCAUGAAAGUAUGUGGUGAUCAUUAUUAAAACAGAACGGAUAUGUCUUAUAUGGACAUCAAAACUUCAAAAUUAUUUUGUGGAUAUCAAAAAUUGAAACUUGAACGUGAAAAAAAAAGAAAAAAAAAGAAACUUGAACGUGAUGCCAAGUAGGCCUCAGCCGGAUCCGGAUAUCCAAAAAAUUUAGGGUAUCCGGAUCUGGAUCCGUCCAUUUAAUAUCCGGAUCCGGAUUCGUGGAUUUAAUAUCCGGAUUCGUGGUUUCCGGAUAUCCUGAUUUCGAAUAUCCGUCUUUUUAUUCUAUUAUUUACACAUAUCCGGAUCCGUCAAAAUAAUUAAUUUUUAAAAAAGUACUAAAAUUUUAAAAAUAAUACAUAAAUUAAAUAUUUAUAGAAGAUUUAUAUAUGUCUAUAAUAUUGUAAAAACUAAAAUAUAAUAUUAUAAAAUUAAUUUAUGUAUAAAUAUUAUUAUAAAAAAUAUUAAUAUUAAUGAAAUUUAAAAAUUUAAUGUGUUUUAAAAAUACGGAUCCGGAUCCGAAUAUCCGGACCUAAAAAUUAAGAUAUCCGGAUCUGGAUUCGGUUUGGACGGAUCCAAGAUUUUACUAUCCGGAUUCGGAUCUGGGCAUCCCAGAUAUCCUAUUUUUGGAGCGGAUCUUGUAUCGAAUCCGGAUCUCGGAUAAUAAGUCUCAGACCUAAUGCCAAAUACAAUAUGAUAUAUAUAUAUAUAUAUCAGAAUAGUAUGCAUAUGUUUUGAAUGUGUCAAAUCAAACAGUGAAUGGAAAACCUUUAUAUAUAUAUCUUUAAAUAGUUUAUUUUUUCUUUUUUAAAAGUAGAUUUCUAAAAGGUUUUCCAUUCACUGUUUGAUUUGACACAUUCAAAAGAUAUGCGUACUAUUCUGAUAUGUUCUGAUUGUAACGGCAAAUCCAAACAUAACGCUAAAUUUGUGUUUUGGUAUCCUAGAUAUAUUAUUAAAUGUAUUUCCAAAAAUAACAUCAAAAAAAUAUUUUAUAUAUUAUUUAUUUUGAAUAAUAUAUAUUAUUUAAUUUGGAAUUUUAACAAAUAAUAAUAUUCAUCUAUUUUAAAUUAACCCAAGGAAAUUUAUUGCAAAAAUUUGGAGACUUCAUGUGACAACAAAGAGACUUAUGUAAAGCAGUAAAGGUAUUCUCACAACAGAUUUUUUCUACUGAAUGAAGACUUCUGAAUAAAUAUGCCCAUUGAGCAUAUUUCUAGAGAUGUGUUCAUACGUUGAUUUGCAAAUGCAAAAUAACAUAAACAGAGAAUUCUCAACAAGUCUGUGCAACAAGACUUUAUUACUUCAUUUGAUGUCUUCUCGCAUAGAGUUCUUGAGAUUCUCCUCCAAAAUAUUUCUGUAGAAGACUUUCUCGUUAAUUUUAAUAAACUUUCAUUUUCUUCAAAUUCAAAAUAAAUUUUUAAGAUUUUCUUGUUCAUUGGUGUGUAUAUGUUAAUUAUGGAGUUUCAGAAUGAAUUUUAUAACUUAAUAAUUCUUAAUAAUGAGAUUAGAAAUAUAUUUUUUUCUAUAUGCUUGUAAAUAAUAAGAAUAGACUUCUUGAGAAAUCUGAUCUCAUUAAAUUUUUGAAUAUGAUUUGUCUACUUUUGCUUAUCGGGUGUAUGUAGAGAGAAACAUUACAGUUUUGUUGCAACCAUUUGGUUUAAAGUGAGAGAAUAUGUAAUGUUUUCUAUAAAGAGAAAAAAAUUUCAAUUAAGUGACAAAAUUUAGAUGUAGGGCUAGGCAUUUGGAGGCCAAUCAGGUUUCGGUUUAAGUUCAAUAGGAUUUAGGUGUAUAAGACUUCUGAAGAAGACUGCUAUUGCCUUACAAUUUGGCAGACUCUUGAAGAAGUCUCCUAACUUUUAGAAGUCUCAUACAGUUAAACCUAAAAUCAAUACUUGAACAAGAUAAUCAUAACCCUUCAUUAGAAAAAAAAAACAACUUAUAAUUUUUAAUACAUAUAAUA